Messenger RNA from Coniophora puteana RWD-64-598 SS2, 864 nucleotides. RefSeq lists its product as uncharacterized. The record is from RefSeq and is a predicted model, not a curated record. Bases 1 to 864 code for a protein of 287 amino acids. Lineage: Eukaryota; Fungi; Basidiomycota; Agaricomycetes; Boletales; Coniophoraceae. The transcript has 11 exons.
AUGCCCCAGUCUGAAGCUGAAGCGCGGUCAGAGGUAAUUUCUAAUAUUACUUAUAUCCAAGACACCAGCUUCUGUGUGGCCGCAAUCGCAACAAUUGUCGUAUACGACUGCAUAAUCAAUCUGGACAGAGAGCAUUAUGAGCCAUAUUCACACCGUUUAGUGUCGCUACCUUUCUGUAGCCAUGAUUAUAUUUGCCAUCCUAAUAACCACCACGUUUUCACUGUCUUCGAUGGCACCGCCAUUAGCCAAACCUACACAUGGUCAAGCUUCGUUCUAACCGUUGCUACUAAUCUCUAUUCAACGCCUUGGGUUCUAUUAGACUCCAUUGAAUCAACAGCUAUUAUGGUUCUCCGUAUCCACGCAAUGUUCCAUAAAUCAAAGGCCAUCCUUGCCCUCCUUCUCGUGGCCUUCCUUGCCAUGGACGUCUUCAACAUCAUCGGAAUUAUACCUAGCACGGAGCACCGAGGGCAUGCUGAAAACGUUCUGCUCAUGUGGGAUUGGCAUUUUUCGGGUACUACCAACAUGCUGCAGAACGGAAGAGAUAUCUGGGCAUCUGGGUGCAGCACCGUCACACUCACAGCCGGCUACUUCAGUGAAACUCAGCUGACAUUAUUAGCAUUCGGUCCCACCCUUGUUAGCUUGCAGAGCUAUAUUCUUGCACCACGUCUGCUACUCAGUUUCCGUGGAUACCAUUCUAGACCCACGCACUCUCGGGGUAGCUCCGCCGACAACGCAUUCGGCAUCAGUACCUACGCUUCAACUGACAAAGAUUUUUCGCUUCCCUACUACCCAGCAAGUCUUAGCCACGAUAGUAGAGCAUCAUCGCGCAUUGGGAUUAGAACUUGGGAUGCGAUGACAGGUUAG